Molecule: messenger RNA, 4620 nt
Organism: Coregonus clupeaformis (lake whitefish)
Lineage: Eukaryota; Metazoa; Chordata; Actinopteri; Salmoniformes; Salmonidae
Product: oxysterol-binding protein-related protein 3-like
Exons: 22
Coding region: 1583-4111 (842 amino acids)
Cellular component (GO): perinuclear endoplasmic reticulum; intracellular membrane-bounded organelle; plasma membrane
Molecular function (GO): cholesterol binding
Source: RefSeq, a predicted model, not a curated record
ACGGUUUCUACUGCUCCUACAGUUUUGCUUCAGUACUGCAAUUUAACUGACGCCCAUCCCAGAAAGACAAUUUCCAUUGACGGCCACAUAGAGAAGUCAGAUUUGAAAAGUUCUAAUAACACACUUUAGUCAUCAACUUUGUGCACAAAUCAUCCAUUAAAUUAUUAAAAUAAUGGUCGCUGAGGAUUAUUAUUUUUUCAUCACUCACAACGAAGAUAUUAACAUUUUCUACUCAUCCAAUCAAUGUCUGUCAUGUUUUUGGAUGACGUGAUGAUGUCGUCGCUGCUUGCCCUGCUCCUUGUGCGCACUGAGUGCUUUAUUUUUUAUUUUAUAGAGAAUCUCAAAGACACUGUAAAAACAAACAAAACAAAUGUAAAGAUCUGGCAGGUCUUGGGUGAUGGUCUUCCACAGAUUCAGAUGAUAAGGUGUUGUUCAGACAGGCAGUUCAGAAAGGCUGGGCAGUAGUUUAAGUGGAUGGAGCUUUGAUGGCACAGAGAAGGAGCACCAGUCAGUUACUUAGACAAGCCCGGAGCUCUUCAUCAGGCACCUCGUUCGUUGUCUCCUCCUCCUCCUCUGUAGGUAGGCUGGAUAGUCCACUACUGAAGUGUAGCACCCACCUGGGUGAUGCUUGGCAGCUAUAAACGCCAGAAAGACCACCACACCUCGGCAGUAGUUAGGAAACAGUUCUCUAUGAGGCGGGCCUCUCUCAAGUUUCACAUGUUUUAUGUCAUGUGCACAAGUACACUGAAAUGCCUUUCUUGCAAGCUCCAAACCCAACAAUACAGUAAUCAACUCCUCACACUGCAGUCAAACUGCAGUCCAUAUAAUUGAUGCAACCAGCACAGGUGGAAAAAAGCUUGUGCUGUAUUGAUGCAUCAUUCAAAUUAUUGAAUAGCCAGCUACAUAACUACCUAGCCAAGCCAAAAACAAACUGUCUUGCAAUUAGUCCAGCAACUCAAUUGGUCAAAACCACCCAAUAUUCAGAAACAUUCAAGCAGUCAUAAAAACAAAUAGUUGCUUAAAAAUGCAAUCAAAAUACUUAAAACAACAAAACAUUUACAAAAGUACAGGAGCCCUCUGCCUAGUCUUCCUCACCGCGCCAUGGCAACAACAGAACCAGUGCACAUGUGAUGUUGGUCCAUAUACAUUUAUGCGAAGACCUAAGGCGACCUUGAGUGGAUUACCUUGAAAAACCGGUCGGACAUUUUUGCAAGGAGUCUCCAGUUCUUAUUACACUUCAAUGGUUGGCCCUGCCACCUGGACAUUUCUGUUUGUUUUUAUCUCGUCACUGCCGGUUGAGUGACGUUUGCUUUUUUCACUCGCGAGUCAUUGGAUCAAAAGGCAUCCCAGCCUCCCAGCCUCCCCACCUCAGCGCUGGCAUUCAUUCGCUCACACAGCAAGCCGCGGAGUAAUAUUUUCCUUCAACUUGUGCUGGAUUUCAUUCAAUGCAGUUUUCAUCUCGAAAGUUGGUAGUCAUGGUGACAGUCUCUUGAUGUCGGAAUGCUAAGUGAUGUUCCUGGUGACCUCUGUGGUUUCUACGGAGACUAGACGAUUGUGAGCAGAACUGCCAAGUCACAGGAAGAUGACAUCAAUGUCCCCUACCCACAGUGACAGCAGCGCCAGCUCGUCCAAACAUGACAGCCAUCAGGACAGCUGGGAGAUCAUUGAGGGCCUGAAGGGUAACCCUGGCAACAUCCAGGAGCCAGAGAAACAGGAGGGAUUCUUGCUCAAGAGGAGGAAAUGGCCCAUGAAAGGAUGGCAAAAGAGAUACUUCUUGCUGGAAAAAGGCAUUCUGAAGUACUCAAAACGUGGAGCUGAUCUGAAGAAGGGCAAGCUGCAUGGCUGCAUUGAUGUGGGGCUGUCUGUCAUGUCAAUCAAGAAGAAAACCAAGGCCAUCGAUCUGGACACCAACAACAACAUUUAUCACCUCAAGGUGAAGUCUGAGAAGUCUCAGGAAGUGAAGUCACAGCAGCUGUUUGAUGAUUGGGUGUCGAAGCUGCGACAUCACCGCGUCUUCCGUCAGAACGAGAUUGCGAUGUACCCCCACGAGAGGCUUCUGUUCCACCCCUCCUCACACCUCUCUCCCAACCUCAACGACUCCAUGAGACAGUGCCGCUCCAGUCUGGCUAAGCAGGCGUCUGUUGUCCAGCAGGCUAAGGUCUCUGCCUGGCUCCACUCCUCAGAAGACAUGGAUAGGUGCUGCAGAGAUUUAGAGGAGUGUGAGUCUUACCUGUUGGAACUCAACCUGUUGCUGAAGAGUAUGGAGGUUCUCCACCGCACUUACUCUGCCCCCUCCAUCAGCCUCAUGGCCUCAACAUACGACAUUCCCAAGAAGGAGAAGAAGGGUCCCAGGAAAUGGCGUUCAAAAAAUUACAACAAAGAUGCCAAAAAAGAUAUCAUAGCCACACUACAGGUUCCUGGCUGUGUCUCACCACCUGCCUCUCCUCAUCUCCAUACCUCCCAUCCAAACCUCUCUACUGCUGAAGCCAACAUCCAGGAGGCCUUUGCCUUCCUGGAAUCCCCAGACUCACCUACUGAUGCCAACCGCCUCCAGGAGGACUUCUGCAGGCUGGCUAACAACAUUCACUCCACUCUGCGGUCAGCCUACAGUUCUCUAUCAGCAGAGAGGGACAGAGUGAGACACACUAUUGACCUGAAGGCCCCUCCUCCAGCACAGGUCAUGAGCCUCAAGACCGGCUAUGGCUCGGUGAGUAAGGAUCUCCCAGAUGGAUCCCGCCCCCUUGUCCACCAGGUGUCCAAUGAGAGUCGAGCGUCCAUCCCUGAGUCCAUGUCAGAGUUCUUUGAUGCUCAGGAGUACCAACUGACCUCCAGCUCCUCUGAGAACGAGGCCUCCGAUGAUGACUCAUAUAUCAGCGAUGUCAGCGACAGCGUUUCCAUGGACAAUGGCUACAGCAACGAGGGAGGACGCGAGAGACAUGACUCAGCAGGCUCAGGAGGAAGUGGUGUUCAGGUGGCCCGCAGGCGGACUACCCUCCCCUCCCCCCAGCCCAGCAGCAGCAGUGUCAGUCUAUGGAACAUCCUCAAGAACAACAUAGGGAAGGACCUGUCCAAGGUAGCCAUGCCUGUUCAGCUCAAUGAGCCUCUCAACACACUACAGAGGCUGUGUGAGGAGGUGGAGUACUCCGAGCUGCUGGAUACAGCCAACAACACACAGGACCCGUACCAGAGAAUGGUGUAUGUGGCGACGUUUGCGGUGUCUGCGUACGCCUCCAGUUACCACCGGGCAGGAAGUAAACCCUUUAACCCCAUCCUGGGAGAGACAUACGAGUGUGACAGACCUGACAAGGGCUUCCGGUUCAUAGCAGAACAGGUGAGCCAUCACCCACCUGUGUCAGCAUGUCACUGUGACUCUAAGAACUUCACUUUUUGGCAAGAUGUCCAGUGGAAGAAUAAGUUCUGGGGGAAAUCCAUGGAGAUUGUUCGCAUGGGAACCACUCAUGUGACCCUGCCAGCGUUUGGGGACCACUAUGAGUGGAACAAGGUAACUUCCUGCAUCCACAACAUCCUGAGUGGCCAGCGCUGGAUAGAACACUACGGAGAGAUGUCAAUCAAAAACACCAGCAGUGAUGCCUGCCAGUGUAAAGUGACCUUCAUCAAGGCGAGAUCGUGGAGCUCAACGGUUAACGAGAUAGAGGGAGUGCUCACGGACACAGGGGGGCGUGUCAUCCACUCCUUCUUUGGCAAAUGGCAUGAGGGCGUGUACCAAGGAGACCCACCUUCUGCUAUCUGCAUCUGGAGAGCAAACCCCAUGCCUGUGGACCAGGACCAGUACUAUGGCUUCACUCAGUUUGCUGUGGAGCUGAAUGAGCUUGACGCUGCCCUGAAGCCCCUCCUACCCCCCACAGACACACGCUUCCGUCUCGACCAGAGAUGUUUGGAAGAAGGGAACAUUGAGGGGGCUGAGGAGCAGAAACGGAGGAUAGAGCAGCUCCAGAGAGAGAGGAGGAAAGUUCUGGAGGAGAACAACGUGACACACAAACCACGCUUCUUCAAGAAAUCAAAGGAUGACACGUGGCUGAGCUCCAAUAUAUACUGGGAGCAGCGGAAGAACCCCGGGUUCAGCAGAGAGGACUUCCCUGUGCUGUGGUGACCUCUGACCUUACCUAUAACCCUGUGACCCCACGGGAGCACAGAUCUAGGGUCAGAUUAUUCUCACCCACAACAAACCUUAACCAAUACAGGGAAAACUAAAAACUGACCUUAGGUCAGCACUUGGAGACAACACUCUGACCCGGUGACUAUGGACCGCCGAGUGUCAGGGCCCACGGCUGAAUAUGGGCUUCCUGCUUCUGUAGGCGGAGACGGAGCUAACCUAAGACAGAGCUUUCACUUGACUCUGUGUUUAAAAGAAAAGAGCGCUUCCUUUUUUGUUUUGUUUUUGUCAUUACUUUAGUCUAUCAGGUACAGGGUAUCUUCUUUCAAUGUUAUCCUUUUCUCUGGAUAUUUGUCAAAUGUAUAUUUUAUGCUGUCACUGUAGUUCGGAUGCAGUCCAGACACCAAAGUGUCUUAAUAAAGCAAUAAGGUCCGAGGAGGUGUGGUAUAUGGUCAAUAUACCACGGCUAUGCGGAGUGCCUGGAUACAGCCAUAAGCCGUGGUAUA